UCUGUGAACUUCCGUGUAACUUAAGUAAGAAAGAAAAUUCUGGGCUAUCGCCCAGCUUCUGUCGGCCUCCAGCGGUGAUCUGGCGUAAUUUUCGCUAACGUUUGGCCUCGGCGUGGGAAGUUAUACACGACUUUGGAGAGAGCUCAGCCGCAGCAGCCAUAACAGGCAGGCGGUGUGUGUGAGAAGUCCGAGCCUGAGGCGCUAACCGCCGGGGAGCUAAUAGCCUCUAACAGCGGGCAGACAGAUGGCCGUGCGGCUCUUUGAGCCUUAGCUGUCAGCAUGGAGGACGACAACGGACUCGAUGGAGAUCUGAACGCCAACGUCAGGUGUCAGAGGACCGGCGACCCGAAGCUUGACAAGGCGGUGCAGCACUGGUUAGCCUGGGACAGGAACCAGUGGACCCGGGCUCAGGUGGAGUCUCUGGUGGGGGCGGGACGUGUCGAUGACCUGAGGCGGAGACUCUGCAGCAGGAUGAGUUUCGGCACUGCCGGGCUUAGAGCGCCGAUGGGAGCGGGAUUCAACCGGAUCAACGACCUCACUGUCAUCCAGUCCACACAGGGCCUAUACUCCUACCUGUGCCGGUAUUUCGCAGACUUCAGCGGCAGAGGCGUCGUGGUGGGCUUCGACACCAGAGGACAGGAGGAGAGCGGCUGCAGUAGCCACAGGCUGGCGAAGCUGACGGCUGCUGUGCUGCUGAGCAGAGACGUCCCUGUGCAUCUCUUCUCCUCCUUCAUCCCCACGCCGUACGUGCCUUACGCUGUGAAGAAGCUGGGGGCUGCAGCCGGAGUGAUGAUCACAGCGUCGCACAAUCCAAAAGAAGACAACGGAUACAAGGUGUACUGGUGUAACGGCGCCCAGAUCACCUCGCCUCACGACAAAGAGAUCCUGCGAUGUAUAGAGGAGCAGCUGGAGCCCUGGAGCGCCUCCUGCUGGGACGUAGGGCUGGUGGAUCGCUGCUCCCUGAGGACCGACCCCCUGACCCAGAUCAACAGCUGCUACAUGGAUGAGCUCGCCUCCCUCUGCUUCCACAGGGACCUGAACAGCAGCUCCCCGCUGAAGUUCGUCCACUCCUCCUUCCACGGCGUCGGCCACGCCUUCGUGCAGCAGGCCUUCCGGGUGUUCGGCUUCCCCCCACCGAUCGCCGUUCCGGAGCAGAAAGACCCCGACCCCAACUUCUCCUCGGUGCGCUGUCCCAACCCCGAGGAGGGAGAGUCCGUGCUGGAACUUUCUUUCCUUCUGGCAGAGCGGGAAAACGCCCGCGUCGUCCUGGCGACGGAUCCUGAUGCUGACCGGUUGGCUGUAGCAGAGAAGUCUGACGGGUGUGGCUGGAAGGUGUUCACAGGUAAUGAGCUGGCGGCCCUGCUGGGCUGGUGGAUGUUCUUCACGUGGAAGGAGAACCACUCUGAACCAGCAGAUGCUCGGAGCAUUUACAUGUUGGCGACCACGGUGUCCUCGAAGAUCCUGCAGGCCUUCGCUCGCAUCGAGGGGUUCCACUUUGAGGAAACUCUGCCGGGCUUUAAAUGGAUCGGGAAUAGAAUCCACGAGCUGUCCAAAACAGGAAGCAGAGUCAUCUUCUCCUUCGAGGAGUCCAUCGGGUUCCUCUGUGGGGACACAGUCCUGGAUAAGGACGGCGUGAGCUCGGCGGCGGUCGUGGCUGAAAUGGCCGCUUACCUUCACAACAAGCACCUAAGUCUGAGCCAACAGCUGCACAACAUCUACCAGACGUACGGGUAUCACGUGUCCAAAACCUCCUACAUCAUCUGUAACGACCCUCCCACCAUCCAGAGGAUCUUCAGCCGCAUCAGAAACUUUGACGGCAGCGGCUCGUACCCGAAGACGUGCGGCGGCGUCCAGAUCGCUCAUGUCAGAGAUGUUACCACGGGAUACGACAGCAGUCAGCCAGACCUCAGAUCUGUUCUUCCUGUGUCCAGGAGCAGUCACAUGAUCACCUUCACGCUGCAGAACGGCGUCGUGGCCACGCUGAGGACGAGCGGCACCGAACCGAAGAUCAAGUACUACACCGAGUUCUGCGCAGCGCCAGGGCAGAGCGAGGUGUCCACCCUAGAGGAGGAGCUCAGGAAGGUCACCGCUGCCCUGGUGGAUGAGUUCCUGGAGCCCGAGAAGAACAACCUGAUUCGCCGCCUGGUGUAGCACCGCCUGCUCGUACCUGAUACUGUUGAUGACAUCACAUCCUGUCAUGUGUGAAUCAGAGCAGCAGCUGCCUCAGUCUGGUGUUGGUGAACUAUGAACCCUGAAGAGAUUCAGAGAGCAAGUCUUCAGAUUCUUUCGUGUGAUUGGCUGUGAUGGAACCUCCUUAUGUCAGACAAACCUGACGUGGUGUUUGUGUAUGAGAAACAUUUAAAUCUUAUUUUAAGAUUAUUUUCAUGUUCUGGCAACAAAGCAACAAAUUAAUUUUCUUUAAAACAAAAAGUUUGACCAAAAGAAAAAAUGAAACAAAAGAUCAAAACGAAAUAUCGAAAUAGGACACGUGUGAGCAGAGCUCGUUAGUUUGCUUAAUUCAGCAGCAGUGCAUUAUGGGAGUUGGCCCUGAAUACUCUUUUCGUGUGGAUAUUUUGUUGUUGUUGUUGUUGUUGUUGUUCAGCCAUCUGUUCUUUUCAUCCAAAUUUAAAUGAAUAAAAUCGGCAGGCAGGACAAUUAAAUUAUUUUAUUUAUUUUAGUGUAAAAAUGCCAAAUAUUUUUUGUAGCUUUUUAAUUAUUUGUGACAGUAAAAUCUGUUGUUUUUUAUUUUUAUCCAGUUCUUGAUGUUUUAUGUUAAACAGAUUGUAGAAGCAGCUGUUGCUGAUAUUUAUUUUAAAUAUUGUUGAGAAAUAAAACAGAGCUGAGCUUGUUCUGAUGUCACAUUGACUGUUCGUUGGCCUGAGGUAAUUUAUUUUUCUACUCAAGGAGAUUAAAGAUGUUUAUGUGAGAGGAGGAGCUGCUGUUUCUGCUGUUGCGCAUUCGGCUCCAUGCAGAUGCUUUUAUUUUGUUAAAGAAAUGGUUGACGACAGCGUGAUGCCUCAUCUGUGUAUUACUGUCGCAGCUUCACUCAUACUGAAAAUAAAAUAAAAAUACUCCUAA
Molecule: messenger RNA, 3078 nt
Organism: Pelmatolapia mariae (spotted tilapia)
Lineage: Eukaryota; Metazoa; Chordata; Actinopteri; Cichliformes; Cichlidae
Gene: pgm2l1
Product: phosphoglucomutase 2-like 1
Exons: 14
Coding region: 280-2151 (623 amino acids)
Biological process (GO): carbohydrate metabolic process
Cellular component (GO): nucleus
Molecular function (GO): magnesium ion binding; glucose-1,6-bisphosphate synthase activity; intramolecular phosphotransferase activity
Source: RefSeq, a predicted model, not a curated record